Messenger RNA from Patiria miniata (bat star), 989 nucleotides. RefSeq names its product phospholipid scramblase 1-like. Gene Ontology annotation, cellular component: plasma membrane. The coding region runs from base 69 to 824 and encodes 251 amino acids. NCBI's taxonomy places the organism in Eukaryota, Metazoa, Echinodermata, Asteroidea, Valvatida, Asterinidae. The record is from RefSeq and is a predicted model, not a curated record. Gene Ontology annotation, molecular function: phospholipid scramblase activity. Gene Ontology annotation, biological process: plasma membrane phospholipid scrambling. The transcript has 8 exons.
CAUGUAUUUAAGCGAAGCGUUGUUGACGAACGAUAAAUAUAGGCUUGUCGUUCGUGCAGCAAGACACCAUGGCGACAACUCAUCAGCCGGGGUCCUCAAUGAAGGACCUGGGGUGGAUGGAAUCCCCAGGCAAAAUCUCCGGGUUGCCCAGCGGACUGGAGUAUCUGGCCGAGAUAGACCAACUCCUGAUCCACCAGCAGAUUGAGAUCUUCGAGGCGCUGACCAACAUAGACACCAAGAACCGCUACGCCGUCCGCAACACCAUGGGACAGCAGGUGUACUUCGUGCACGAGGAAUCCGAUUUCUGGAUGAGGAUUUGCUGUCAGAGUGAGAGAGGCUAUCUCCUGCACAUCGUCGACAACUUUGGUCAGGAGGUGAUUCGGGUUGAGCGUCCGUUCAAGUGGUGCGCUGGCUGUUGUUGGUUCGCUAAUGCUGACUGCUGCGCGUGGGAGGUGAACGUGGAGUCCCCGCCCGGAAACAUCAUAGGUCGCGUCAGACAGAAUCAGUCGCCAUGGAAACCGUACUUUGACAUCAUUGACGCAAGCGGCAACAGCGUGCUGAAGAUCCGUGGGCCGUGCUGCGCAUGUCAAGAAAUCUGCUGCCGUUCGGAUGUGGAAUUCAACGUGCUUUCGGCUGACGAAGGGAGCGAGGUCGGCAAGAUCAGCAAGCAGUGGGGUGGACUGGUCAGAGAAUGGAUGACAGCGGCAGACAACUUCGGCGUCUCCUUUCCAAGAGAUAUGGAUGCGAAGGUCAAGGCAUUGAUGCUUGCCGCUGCGUUUUUGGUUGACUACAUGUACUUCGAGAUGGAUUACCACGUAAGCUAGAUGCCUCCAUUGAAGACCGAAGUGUGACCUAUGUCACUAUCGACUCCUGCACUUUCAUGGGUUGGACUAAACAUAUUUAGUAUGUUUCCUGUAUACCGAACAUAUUACAAGUCAUGAGCCAUACCAUUAAUCAAAUGGCUGACAGUUGUCACUUGGCAGUGAGUC